AAUUGUUCAAAGACUAACAAUAAUGUUUAUGGCGACCCAAUCGAAUCCGAAUGGAGCUGAUAACGGAAGAUAAUUACGUUCUAGAUCAUACAUCUGUUAAAAGAUGAGCACUGAUCAAAUAAGAUGGAGCCACGUGAGAAGAAGAAAUUGGCAGUUGCGGCUAGAAAGAGGAUACCCGAAAAGAAUGACUCAGCAGAUGCCUCCAUGGAAGACCUGUGUCGGAAAAAAUUCAAACCCAUCGCUCCCAAGCCUGUGAUGAGAAAAGACCAGCAUCAGGCAGUAUUGUCAGUGCUUCCUGUAAAGAAUAAUUCAUCACAAAGGAAAGAACAUGUAGUGCUUCCAUCCCCCAAGUUUGAUCCCAGCAGUGCAUUCAUCAUGAGACCUGGAAGCUCUUUUCCUUUUAUGUGCGGUGGACCCAUGAUCAUGCCGAUUCCAGUGCCAGUUGUCCCUGGCAAAGAUGGUUCCUAUGUUCCUCUGCAGGUUCCAGUUCCAAUUCCAGUCAUGGUGCCAGUCGUUGUAAGUCUUAAUCAAGCUGCAUCUCCAAGUGCCUCAAAUGCUACUUUCGCAGUUGCAUCAGAUUCCAAGCAUAAUGCCCCAUGCAGUGAAAAAGAAAGUCCCAGUGGCAGCAAGAAGGACAAAAAUAGCAAGAAAGGGACCUCGUCAAAGCAAGACAAAACAUCAUGCUCAGGAGAGAGUGCGGACAGUAAAGGACCAAAAGCUAAACCAUGCCGGUACAAGUACAGCAUGAUCAAGAAUGAGUCCUUGUUCAGGGAUAUUCUUCGUGGUGUUGGAGGAGAUUUUAUGGCCAGCCAUGGCAUUUCUAUUGCAGUAUCAUCCAGUGAUGCUCUUGAUGUCAAUAGCAUAUCAAAAGGAAUGGUUGUAACGUUGGGUCAAAAUAAGAAGAGCUCAAAUGACAAUAGUGAUGAUACUUCAGAUGGUAGCCAGAGGCUCUCUACGAGUAACAAACAGAUAGAUGGGGAAGAGUCAAAUGCAUCAGUUACAGAUACGAAUGAGAUUUCAAAUGGAAGUUCUAAACAGUGUGGGGAUGUGACAGUGACUCCAGUUGAGUCAAAUAAAUCUCAGUCUUCACUUUCAAGAACUACUCAAGGAUCAGUGGUGACAACAUCAAGAGAUAUCUCUGUGAAUAAUUGCCACUUACCAUAUCCAUCUUACUCGGAUUCAUCAAAACCAGCGGCCCAAACUCCCACUGUGUCUGCUUCUCAAACAAGGUCGAACAGAGGGCCACCUGCAAAUCAAUCAGGCCGAAGUGUGCCACAGGAAAAUAAUUGUAAUAACUUUCAAAAUCCUUCCACCGUAAACAUGAAUCUAUCAGUACAGCCCACUGGAACAACUCUUGGCAAUAAGCCGUCAAAUGAGCGUGCUAACAUUGCUUCGUCUCCUUUGAGCGUUCCUAGAACGUCUGUCCAUUCAUUCCCUUACUAUAAUACUUCAAGUCAUAAUAAUGUGCCUUUACCAAUGACAAAUCCAAAUACCCUUGUUUCUACACCAUCCAGUUCUGUGGUUACCAAUAGCAAUAUGCAGGAAUUGCGUCCACAAUGUCCUCCAACAAGUUCCGUCGUAGCUGGUGCUUCUCACAGUUCACAUUGGAAUUAUGCUCAAGGUAAUCAGCAAAAUAUGACAAGAAACGAGCCACAAAACAGACACGUGCUUAGACCCUUUCAUAAUUUAGCACAAAGGAUUGCGGCAGUACAGAAUGCUGAGCAUGAUCACCCAGAUGAAUCAAAUUUUUAUGGCAUUGAUGAACUUCAUUCUUUCGGUGUAGAGAUGGACCAGUCUGCAGGAAGCUUACUCAGUUCUUCAGAUGACAGUGUGAGUGCAGUUCUUGGUAUGUCAGAUGUCGCUGGAUCUGUAGCUGGAACUUUGACAGACAGCCCAACCAGGAGAGCUGUCACAGCUAUAGUUACACCACUACCUCGCAGUGUUCCUUUGACAACUAGCACAGCGACCAGUACAUCUGUAUCGUCUCAAACGUCAGAAAAUGUUUCUAAUUCAUCCCAGUCAGGAUCUCAAAGUUUUGAUGUUCCGUCGGGGCAAAUAGGCAGGUCUUCUGACCAAGUAAACGCUCAUAGCAAUGCCCAAGGAUCCAGUCAAGGUCAUCAGUUUCUGUCAACAGCUUCAUCUUCCUCUCAACCAACGCACCAAUGGAGUUCAUCAAGUAACAGUAAUGUGAGAAGAUUACCUAAUGCUGACUUAUCUCCAAUACAGAAUCGCUAUUCAGAACCGACAACUUCAAGUAGUCAGCCAAAUGGGAUGGUUAAUUUUGCUGCAUCUACUGUUGGCCAGCAAAGGAGUAUGCAUAUGGAAGGGUUGCAAAGCAGAACAUGUUCAGCUGUAACGUCUUCUGGUCCCAUGUCAAAAGAGCAUGUUACUGCUACACAAACUUGUGUGGCGAAUCCACAGUCGGCAAAUCAAACAUCAUUGGCGUAUUCUGCUGGUUCUCAGAGUACUGCUUCACAUCAAAGGCAACAGGCAUCCAUGUCCAAUAAUUUCAGCAUGCCGAAUGUGAAUACAAACCAGACCCUUGCGCCAAGGCCAAGUUUUUAUGAUAACUCAGAUAGAACUAAUAUGAACUAUGCACCUUCAAACAGAAAUAGGAAUGCUAUGCCUAACAGCCAACAGAUGCCAAAUCCCCUUUUGGCAGGAAAUGUCACCAGUGGCUAUCCAGCUGGGUUACAGAGCCAAACUAAACAGGCUUCAUAUCCUAUUGGUCUAAAUUCAAAUGAAAAAUCUUCAAGCAAAACAAUUGUAGGCAACAGACAAGGUGAAACUCAGCAAAGUCAAAUGCACAGCUCUGCUCAGUCGUCAACACAUAUGGGUACUAGGACUCAUCCUUCCCUGAUGCCUGGUGUUACCAAUAGCCAACCAGGGUCAUCUGGUUUCAGUAGUGGUAACUUCUAUAAUGCAAUCAGAAGCCAGGCACCAAUUACAACACGAUCAGCAUCUGUUUCAACAGGAAUGACAGCGACAACAUCUUCUGUGACGGGUGCUUCAAUGAGUAAGGUAUGGCAGCCUUCUUGGUCUGGAAAUGUCCCUGUCAGCCAGAGUAAUCCUAUUCCUGGUGGUGGGAGUCGACAUCAACAACCGGCCUCUGUUGCCCAUCGUGCAAGUUGCCCUGAUCAAACAGGAGCCCAGGCACGACAUGACAGCCCAACAACUGUGAUGACAUCUACCUCAGUACAGUCUGUUCCCCUACAGAGCAACCUGCAGACAAGACCAAGCAUGGUUGAACCUCUGCCACCACCUGGUAAUCUGUUAGGAAAUCAUGCAGGUGUGUCAGACACUAGAGGGAGCUCUUCAAAUCGCAUGCAGUUACCAGGUUCAGUCCAAGCUCCCAUAUUUCCAGGCAACAGUCAGAGGCAGCCUAUUCCUCAUCCUGCCUCUCCUGCAAGUUUCAAUGUCUCCAGCACAGAGUCAGGUCCAAGGAUGCCAUAUCCACUUGUUCCUCCAAUCAUGUUUGGAAACUCAACACCACCUCGGGGGAUUCCCAUGGGAGGUAUCCAUAGUGUACCGCUUCCAGGGAGCUUCCCUACAACUAGCAUUUCAGAACAGAAUGUGCAGCCAUCUCAGGUCAUGUCUUCAUCACCGUCAGCCAUGCAUCAUACUAUCACUCCCGUUAUGCAUGAUCGGCAUCGGAUGUACUUACCUUCGCAUUUCAGUACUCUCCACAGACCUCUCUAUAUGUCACCUAGUCCUGCACCGAGCACAGACCUUCCCUUGCUUUCACCCCAUUCAUGUGGCCAACUCCAUGUUCAUGACAGUGUCCUGUACAGCCCUAGAUAUCCAUCUUCCAUUCAUAGUUUGUCUCCAGGAGUCAACACCAACUUCCAUUCUUCUCCUUUGCAUCGCAGCUUUUCAUCUUCUGACCAUCAAGACAACUUUGCCAGAAAUAGCAUCAGUCACCCUGCACCUCAUUAUGAUAGCGCAUUAUCCCCUAUGCCACUGCGAAUGCCACACCUUGGCCAGGGUUCAACAGGUGUGGCUAAUCCAGUGAGCUCCCAAUCAGCUCAGGUGCCACCGCCAAUACCUUCCUUGCAGCACAGCAGCAUUGAAGCCAACAGGGAGCAGAACUCUAUCUUUGAGCAGAAUCUGAAGAGACUCCUUGAGCGAAGUGCUAGAAGACACAGCAUGGCUUUGGCUAGCUCACAUGGAUAUCAAAGAUCAUUGCCAUGUGACCAUACAUUCCCUCCUAGACCCAUGAGCAGCUUUUCAUCCCUUUCACCAUAUCCCCCUCCACAUUCUGUAUCCAGUGUACCCUACAGUACUCCAUCCUUGAUGGCUUCAACUCUAUCAACCCCACCACAAUCCAUGCCAAGACUACCUCCACAACCACUGCCAAGCAGGCACACAACCACUACAACAUCGCCAGGAACAGGUGUAGCAACAGCAACAGCAACAGUCACUACAGUAUCAACAACUCUGACACCGACAACAUCGUCUAUUGUAACAAGCAGAGCUAUUCUUGGAAACACAAGUGAUAAGUACCUGCCUCUGGAGUUGCUCAGCCCAGAUUCCACAAAUGCCCAGCCAGCAACACCUACGACAGCUCCAUCAACACCCUCUCCACAAGUUGCUGUUGACCUUGUUGUGAAAUGUGGAGAAACAGUGUUACACUGCAGUCGUCAGGUACUUCGAGAGUCAGGUAGGACUGUCCUCUGCUGCUGGCAUUGUGACUACCACACGGCUGAGCCACGCAAGAUGAAAAGACAUCAAAAGAAAGAAAAUGAACCUCUCAAAUGCCAGCUCUGUAGUUUCCAGAGUAGCUCUCGAUGUAGUGUCAACCAGCAUUAUAAACAGGAGCAUAUGGAUAAAGAUGAUCCAUUUCGGUCUGUAAAUCAUUAAGAACUUUUAAAAUACUUAUGCAUGUAUUUGUUAUGGAUAAAGGCUUUGUGGAAAGUCUGUAUUGAUAUGCUGAAUUGUAGUAGUGUGAGUUAACAUUUUUCAGGCUAUGCUGUUGCAAAGUUCCUGGAGUUUGGGGAGGGUAAGUAAACUUUACUUAGCAUUUGGCUUACCCGUAGCUUAAUAAAAUUUCUUAACUCGUAUUCAGAUCACAUUUAAGCAACCAACUUUCGCAAGCCAACAGCACGGCAAAAUACUAAACUGAUGAUGACUAUUGUGACAUUACACGGUCAAUCAAAAGUAUUGAGCAAUUUACGUGUUGCAUUAAAAGCACACUAAUAUGAUUUUGCACAGCUUAUGAUGACUGCGUAUGAAAAUCAUAAGCCUGCCAAUUAAUGCUUUCCAAAAUAACUGGCUUAUUAAGUCUGCUUUAAAGUUAGGGUAAAAUGCUUGGCCAGAAGCAUCAACUAAAUAUGUAAGUUGGCUAAGUAAUUUAUAUAAGCAGAAAACUGAGUAAAAUACUCCUAUUUCUGACUUAUAGAUUUAAUUGUACCGACCUUAUUAGGGAUGGUAUAAUGGUACAAAUAGCGUUCUCUUUUGCAUCAAAAAUAUGAAAUAACAUUUUCUCUUUUUGUCAUAAGAAGUAAUUCAAUAAAUGUCAUGUGACUCUCACCAAUAUAAUUCCACGCAAAAUUAUUUUACACUCUCUGUAUUCUGAAAGACUUCUUGAGUAAUAAUUUUCUUAAUAAAACUUAUACAACUUUAUAUUCUUGUCUUACAAAAGGGAAACAAAAUGUACAAUACAAAUGUCUUCAUGUACUUGUAAAAUGUUAAUAUGUAAAAGGACUAGUACCGGUAUGGAUAGGUUUUCCUAAUCUCACAUAUAACUCCUCCAGUUACAUUACAAAUGCACAGAUUAACUUAAAGAAUUAUAUUACGUAUUCCCAUUUAGUACUUUGAUGUACAGUACUAAACAUAUAUUAAUCACUGUCAAAACUCUGCAGUCAUGGAAUUGUUACCCCAUUUGUUACAAGUUUUUUUUCUCUCUCUGUAGUUCUGUUACUGGUUAUAUGAAGAAGAAAAAAAGUUAAAGUUGAUAUGAGAUAAUGUGUUUGUGAGCAAUACAAUCUAACGUGCAGAAGGGUGACUCUUUGCAAUGUAUCCUGUAUACAGCAUAUGGCAUUUAUCCAUAUAUUUCAUCCUUGAGUGUAAAAUCUCUUUCUUUAACUAUGACUAUAAAUGGUAGUGAUACCAGAAAGCACCAUUAUUCAAAGGCCAUAUUAAGAGAUUCUUUAUUUUCAUAUGAAAUGAGUAGGAAAAAGGUAAAUUAUGUCAUGUGGGACACUUGCAUGGAAUCGCCCAAAAAAGAAUGACUUCCAUGUACACGUAUAACCCAUGUAAAAGGAAGAUUUGAAUCAUACGUGUCAUCAUUAUAUCAGUAUGCUUAUUACUGAGCAUUACAAAAAUUGUCUUAUUCAGUAAUAUUUUCUUGAGGUCACUUCUAUCCAAUGAUGUUAAGUUGUCAAUCGUGUAUUAGACCAAUCAAAUUCUAUCAUCCUUCAUCCUCUUGUUUACUGAUGCAAAGUGUAAAUUCUGUGUAGAAUAUAUCAGUUUUGCCGGUCACUUUUAACAAGAGUCAAUGUACAACCUCAUCACAUUUCAAAUGCUGGAAAUUAUUAUUUUUUCAAAAUGUCCUCCCUCAAACUUUUGGACUCUGGAAUGCUCCAAAAUGCAUCAAGUUUGAUAUCAUCCUUAUGAAUGAAUGAGGUGUCCGUUCCUCCCAAGUAUGACAAAUAUCAAAUUAGUCUUUAUCAUGAAACAUGAAUGUGAUUUGGAUAACACUAAGUUUAUGCCCCUAAAGAAACUUUUUUUUUGCUAAUGUUAUGGCUCAUGAGUUAUCUCUAUCAAUAUUAUUUUGAAAGUUUUCAAUUCGCCAAGUUUUCAUUGUAUCAAUGACCAUUUUAUGUAUAGGCUCUGCCUUUCUCUGCAUCUGUAAAUAUGUUUUCAUAUGUAGAGAGAAUGUGAUUAUGGGAUAUUUUGUUUUGAUUUUGUUUAACAUAUUUUCCAAUAUUUCAUACAUUUGCUAUACGGUAUAUGUUUGUACAUUUCUUAUGAUUUGCAUUUAAUGGCUCGUUCAACUUAGAUUUGUAAUAAUAACAUCAGUUUGGAAAUAAUUAUAUUGAUAAAAAUGAUGGCUGAUGGGACCAGCAUGCAGGAUUUUAUUUUAAAUUAUGAGCAUAAUUGACACAUUCUGAAUAUUCCUUUUACAUGUUUUGUUUUCAAAUUUUUGUUUAAAUCGUAUUGCAUUUAUACAUGUUUACAUGAAAUGUACAGGCGCACAAAUAUUUUGGUAUUUAAUGAUAUUUCAAGUAAAUAUAUUCAUUUUCCACAUUUAAUUUGAUGGAGAGGGAACAUAUUAUCUGACAAGUAUGGAGUG
This is a messenger RNA of Strongylocentrotus purpuratus (purple sea urchin), 7294 nucleotides long. RefSeq names its product mucin-5AC. The transcript has 2 exons. Bases 124 to 4860 code for a protein of 1578 amino acids. Lineage: Eukaryota; Metazoa; Echinodermata; Echinoidea; Camarodonta; Strongylocentrotidae. The record is from RefSeq and is a predicted model, not a curated record.